This is a messenger RNA of Papaver somniferum (opium poppy), 712 nucleotides long. Its product is annotated as MADS-box protein SOC1-like. The record is from RefSeq and is a predicted model, not a curated record. Gene Ontology annotation, biological process: positive regulation of transcription by RNA polymerase II. The transcript has 8 exons. NCBI's taxonomy places the organism in Eukaryota, Viridiplantae, Streptophyta, Magnoliopsida, Ranunculales, Papaveraceae. Gene Ontology annotation, molecular function: DNA-binding transcription factor activity, RNA polymerase II-specific; protein dimerization activity; RNA polymerase II cis-regulatory region sequence-specific DNA binding. Gene Ontology annotation, cellular component: nucleus. The coding region runs from base 1 to 699 and encodes 232 amino acids.
AUGGGGAGGGGAAAAACAGAGAUGAGAAGGAUAGAAAAUGCAACAAGUAGACAAGUAACAUUUUCAAAGAGAAGAAAUGGUAUACUGAAAAAAGCUUAUGAACUUUCUGUACUCUGUGAAGCUGAAAUUGCUCUUAUCAUUUUCUCACCAACAGGAAAACUCCAUGAAUUCUCCAGCAGCUCUACCAGUAUGCAAAACACGAUCGAGCGCUACCAGAAACACGAUGCAGAUGUAAAAGAAAAUUCACAGGUCAGGCAACCUCUACAACUUUAUCAUGAUGUUCUUUCAAAUAUCUUAUGUCAUCUGAAACAUGAAGCUGCAAACCUUGCAAAGAAGAUCGAGAGUCUCGAAGUCUCUAAAAGGAAGCUAAUGGGAGAAGGCUUAGAAUCUUGCUCCAUUAACGAAUUGCAGACAACUGAGAAUCAGUUGGAGAAGAGUCUACUUAUUAUCAGGGAAAGAAAGCAUCAGUUGCAUAGGAAAAAGAUUGAGCAGCUAAAACAAAAGGAAAAGCAACUAUUAGAAGAGAAUGAAGUUUUACGCGAGAGGCUAAGUCUGACAGUGAGGGAAGAUGUGGGGCUCGACAAUGGGAUCAACAGAACCAACAGAAAGAAAUACAAGACACUACUACCUUAUGAAACUAGUCAAAAUUCUCGUGUGGUGAAAACUGAGCUACAAAUCGGCAGGCCUGAAAGAAGGUGACAUUAUGUCGUUA